Lucilia sericata (common green bottle fly) is the source of this 1000-nucleotide messenger RNA. RefSeq lists its product as uncharacterized. The record is from RefSeq and is a predicted model, not a curated record. Lineage: Eukaryota; Metazoa; Arthropoda; Insecta; Diptera; Calliphoridae.
AAAAACGAGAACAAACAAACCUUUUUUAAUACUUUUUCUAAGUGUAAAUAAAAGAUUGAAGGAAAACAAAACAAUAAAAAAAGUAAACAAUAAUUUUCAAUGAUUAUUUCGGUAAUUUUUCAAACAAUCGGUAAAAAUGAAUAUAGCCAUUAAAUCCGAACCAGACAUACUUGAGGAAACCAUUUCUCAAUCCUUUGAAUUUAUCGACGAAAAACCAGAUGUUAACACUAUCGCAUGCACAAAUAUUAAGAAUAAUCUACAGCAGCCAGCAGCUCCUAGAAAGACCCAACCGUCAAAAAAUCAAACGAAAAAUAGAAAUCUUAAACAAAUAGACAAAAAUAAAAACGCGAAUAAAUUUACACUUUAUGUAAAGAAUAAAUUCAUAGAAGCAUUUCAACAGGAAGGCUGUACGCCAAGUACAGUGGAGAAAUAUGCAAAUAUCUACAAUGUCAAAGUGGAGACUGUAAAUAAAUAUUUUGGUGAGGCCGCCAAAGAAGCCCAAAAUAAUGUUUAUCAAGAAUGUGAUUCCUUGAGUUUUAGUAACAUUUCUGAGUGGCUUAAAUAUUUUCCAAACAACUGGUGUUUCCCAGGAAUGCAACUAUGAACCGGCUGGUUCUUAAUGAAUGCUAUAAGCCAAAUAAUGAAGAUCAUCCACCAUGAUCCGGAGUCAAUAAGUGGCAUAGAUUUACAAGCAAUUUACCACUUUCUGGGUAACGCUCUCAUGGGUCUACCUCAAAACCCAUUAGAUGAAAUUUCUGCCAAAUUUUUAGCUAAUGAAUUCCAGAAUCUAAUAAAUGAGGCAAACACUGACAUGGCCGAUUAUGAUGUACGAAAUAUGAAGAGAGAAAUUGAAAACUCUUUGAUAAAUAAAACAAAUCGGAAAUUUCGCAGUUUAGAUCCAUUGAAUACAGAUACACAGCAAUUAGAAAGAAUGUCUAUAGCAAAAGUUAAUUGUAAUAAUUUAAAGAUGGAAAAUGUUGCAACAAAGUUGGAGAAAUAA